Mytilus trossulus (common blue mussel) is the source of this 2061-nucleotide messenger RNA. RefSeq lists its product as uncharacterized. The transcript has 7 exons. Gene Ontology annotation, biological process: signal transduction. Lineage: Eukaryota; Metazoa; Mollusca; Bivalvia; Mytilida; Mytilidae. The record is from RefSeq and is a predicted model, not a curated record. Gene Ontology annotation, molecular function: protein binding. The coding region runs from base 289 to 2061 and encodes 590 amino acids.
AGUAUUCUUGCAAUAUUGGGUCAAUUCCAUCUUGACCUAUUGUAAGGUUGUAUAUGCAGGCAUUCCAAAGAUCUUGUUUGUUGCCACUCACAAGGACAAAGUACCAACGGAGAAUGUUGAGACCAGACGUGAAGAGCUUAACAGAGGAAUUGAGGAGUUGUUUAAAGACCACGAGGGGAAACAUCAUCUGGUCCUCAGACCUCUAAUAUUUGUCAAUGCAAAAAAUCAAGAUGAACCAGAAAUAGAAGUUCUGAAGAAAACAAUUACAGAACUUACAUUCAACCACCCAUGUUGGGUGAAAGAAUGCCCAAUGCUUGUGUUCCACUAGAGCUGGAGAUCGCUGAAUUAGUGGCAGAAGGAAAACAAAUUAUGUCAUUGGCUGAAGUUAAAGAAUUAAAUGUUAUCAGCGAGGUGUCUGUCCUGUCUCCUGAGCAGCUGACUGAUUUCCUUCAUUAUCAACACUCUCUUGGAAAGAUUGUUUAUUUUGAUACCCCACAGCUAAGAGAUAAUGUUAUCAUAAGUCCCCUUCUUAUGGUGGAAGUUAUGAGAUCAUUCAUUACAGAUGUUGUAUUCUGGCCAAAAGAAGAUAAAACAAGGAAAACCUUCAAAAAGAUGUCUGAAAAUGGAAUGAUACAAAAAGAAGACCUCUACAAGAUUUGGGAGCAAGAAGAAUUUUGUCAAAUUUUACCAUUUAAAGAGUACAUAUUUGAUAUGCUGAUACACCUUGAUAUUAUAUCAGAGCAACGUAGAUAUGAUACUAAUACGGGAAGUCGGUUACCAGUGGAAAACUUCUUUGUUCACUGUAUGCUAACUAAAAGAAAUGACACAAGAUUCAUGACCUACGAAUGUACACCAGAGAAAACCAUCACUCUAGCUUUUGUUUUCAAAGGGACAAUUAUACCACCAGCCUUACCGAAUCGUCUCAUUAGUGCAUGUCUAAGUAUGUGGACCGUGAAGACAUACGAAGGAAAAAAACUCCUGUUUUCAGGAUUCGUUGGUUUAUCAUUUGAUAAGGCACAUACUAUCGUUGUCUGUGUUGAAGGUAACAAGAUAUUGCUCUACAUCGUCCACAAAACCUCCAAUGGACUGAUUGUACCAGAUAUUGCCACUUGUAUCAAGGAAUGCAUGUUCACAACAUUAGAGAGAAUCUCAGAAUUCUAUCAGUCCACAGUCCAUGUCUCCUCGAUCAGUCAAAAACUACCCUUUCACAUUGAAUAUGCAUGCUCCAGGUUAGAAUGUCAUAUCCCCGAAGAGGCAGCAUUCACAAUUGAUGAAUGGAUCUGUGAUAAACAUAAGAUUGUACAUACUAAAGACUAUUGGAAUAUUUGGAAUCAAGAUCAGACAAAAGAACAAUGUGAAGUGGACUGUACAGGUUUACAUGACGGUGCGUUGAAUCAGAUACCGAGUGAUAUUGAACUUCAAAGAUUUGCAUCAGCUUGUGACGAAACCACCAUACGUGAAUUGGCCCUACAUCUUGGUAUGACGUUUAAAGCAUGGGAAGAACUUCAACGGAAUAACCCUGAUUAUAUUCAGAUUGUCAAGUACAGAAUUCUGGUCAACUGGAGAGAACAAUUUUCAGGAAGAUUCAUCAACAUAGCAAAGGCUUUAACAGAGAUGAAACUAACUACACACAUGUUGUGUCAGGUGAAAAGAAUCCGAAAGGGAAAAUGCGAUAUUAGCGAAGAAUAUUUGGAUUUGAUUCCAACAGAUGAAAUAUUAGAUGAACUAGCACAAGUUAUAGGAGUGGUAUCCUUCCAACUGGGUAUAGAAUUAGGAUUAUCUAUAACAUCUUUAGAUACCAUUCAAUACAACAAUGGACGGAAUUUAGUGGCACAAUGCAAAGAUAUAUUAUUCCAGUGGAGAGAAGAUCAACGAGUGAAGCCAACCAUUGGUGUUUUGGUCCAAGCUCUAGUUAAUAUUGAAAGAGGUGCUUCAUGUUUGGUGGAAAUAAUUAAAACAGUAGGUGUGAAGAAAUACAUUCCACAUGAGAAAAAGGAGAAAGAGGGAAAGGUUAAGACACUUUUGAAAAGAUUUAAUCCUUUUCAAAAGAGGAAAAAGUAG